AUGGCAGCAGAGACCCUCAACUUUGGGCCUGAGUGGCUGAGGGCUCUUUCUAGCGGUGGCAGCGUGGCCUCCCCACCCCCGUCUCCUGCCAUGCCCAAGUACAAGCUGGCUGACUAUCGAUAUGGGCGAGAGGAGAUGCUGGCUCUCUACGUCAAGGAGAACAAGGUCCCAGAUGAGCUGCAGGACAAGGAGUUUGCUGCGGUGCUACAGGAGGAGCCGCUGCAGCCCCUGGCACUGGAGCCUCUGACCGAAGAGGAGCAGAGAAACUUCUCCCUGUCAGUGAACAGUGUGGCUGUGCUGAGGCUGAUGGGGAAAGGGGCUGGCCCCGCCCCAAGCGGCGCCUCCCGUGGCAGGGGCAGCACUCGGAGCCGAGGUCGUGGCCGUGGUGACAGUUGCUUUUACCAAAGAAGCAUUGAAGAAGGCGACGGGGCCUUCAGUCGAAACCCCCGGGAGAUCCAGCGUAGCCAGAGUUGGGAUGACAGAGGCGAGAGGCGCUUUGAGAAGUCGGCCAGGAGGGAUGGAGCACGAUCCGGGUUUGAGGAGGGAGGGGCUGGUCCGAGGAAGGAACAUGCCCGCUCAGAUAGCGAGAACUGGCGUUCUCUCCGCGAGGAGCAAGAGGAAGAGGAGGAGGGCAGCUGGAGACUUGGGGCUGGACCCCGGCGAGAUGGUGACCGCUGGCGUUCAUCUAGCCCUGAUGGUGGCCCCCGCUCGGCUGGCUGGCGGGAACAUGGGGACCGCCGUCGCAAGUUUGAUUUUGAUUUGCGAGGGGAUCGAGGAGGGUGUGGUGAAGAGGAGGGCCGGGGUGGGGGGAGCAGCUCUCAUCUCCGGAGGUGCCGAGGGCCUGAUGGCUUUGAUGAUGACAAGGAUGGGCUCCCAGAGUGGUGCCUGGAUGAUGAGGAUGAAGAAAUGGGCACCUUCGAUGCCUCUGGAGCCUUCUUGCCUCUCAAGAAGGGCCCCAAGGAGUCCAUUCCUGAGGAGCAGGAGCUUGACUUCCAGGGUCUGGAGGAAGAGGAGGAAGAGCCUUCCGAAGGGCCGGAUGAGGAGGCCCCUGAGGCAGGUGGGAAGGAACUGACCCCAUUGCCACCUUCAGAGGAGAAGUCCAGCUCUCCAUCUCCAUUGGCUACCUUGGGCCCACUCUGGGGAGCUAAUGGGGAAGGAGGUGAUGCUCUGGAGAAAGACCUGCCAGUUACUGAAGGAGAUGAUUUGAGGGGCAUGCAGCUGAGUCCCGGAGUGGGCUCACCCCCCGGCCCGCCUGGAGAUCUGGAAGAUGAUGAAGGCUUGAAGCACCUGCAGCAGGAGGCGGAGAAGCUUGUGGCAUCCCUACAAGACAGCUCCCUGGAGGAGGAGCAGUUCACGGCUGCCAUGCACACCCAGGGCCUACGACACUCUGCAGCUGCCACUGCCCUCCCUCUCAGCCAUGGUGCGGCCCGAAAAUGGUUCUACAAGGACCCACAGGGAGAGAUCCAAGGCCCCUUUACAACACAGGAGAUGGCAGAGUGGUUCCAGGCGGGCUAUUUCUCCAUGGCCCUGCUUGUGAAGCGUGGUUGUGAUGAGGGCUUCCAGCCACUUGGUGAGGUGAUCAAGAUGUGGGGUCGUGUCCCCUUUGCUCCCGGGCCCUCACCACCCCCACUGCUGGGAAACAUGGACCAGGAGCGGCUGAAGAAGCAGCAGGAGCUGGCGGCAGCGGCACUGUACCAGCAGCUGCAGCACCAGCAGUUUCUUCAGCUGGUCAACAGCCGCCCCCUCCAGCAGUGUGGGCUCCGGGAAAAGGUGGCGCUGGGGGACUUGACGCCACCGCAGCAGCAGCAGCUUACCGCCUUCCUGCAGCAGCUCCAAGCUCUCAAACCCCUCAGAAGUGGGGACCAGAACCUGCUCCCGACGAUGAACCGGUCUUUGUCGGUGCCAGAUUCAGGCUCCCUCUGGGAUAUACAUACCUCAGCCUCAUCACAAUCAGGCGGUGAGGCCAGUCUAUGGGACAUACCAAUUAACUCUUCGACUCAGGGUCCAAUUCUAGAACAACUCCAGCUGCAACAUAAAUUCCAAGAGCGCAGAGAAGUGGAGCUCAGGGUGAAGCGGGAAGAGGAGGAGCGCAAGCGCCGGGAAGAGAAGCGACGCCAGCAGCAACAGGAGGAGCAGAAGCGGCGACAGGAGGAAGAGGAGUUGUUUCGGCGCAAGCAGGUGCGGCAACAGGAGCUACUCCUGAAGCUGCUACAGCAGCAGCAGGCGGUGGCCACCGUCCCAGUGCCCCCUGCACCCAGCUCCCCACCCCCUCUGUGGGCUGGGCUGGCCAAGCAAGGACUCUCCAUGAAGGCGCUGCUUGAACUGCAGUUGGAGAGCGAGCGACAGCUGCAUAAGCAGCCUCUGCCUCGGGAGUCAUCGCGGGCCCAGGCCCCCAACCACCGAGUGCUUGGGGGCCUGGGCGCUACUCCCGUGAACCAGUGGGUAUCUGAGUCCGGGUCGCUGUGGGGCGGUCCCGACAAGAGUGGGGGCAGCAGCGUCGGCCUGGGGCUUUGGGAGGACACCGUCAAGAGCAGCGGGAGCCUGGCCCGCAGCCUGGGCCUGAAGAACAGCCGGAGCAGCCCCUCUCUCAGUGACUCGUAUAGCCACCUGUCUGGUCGGCCUGUGCGCAAAAAGACCGAGGAGGAAGAGAAGCUGCUGAAGCUGUUACAGGGCAUUCCCAGGCCCCAGGAUGGCUUCACCCAGUGGUGUGAGCAGAUGCUGCACACACUGAGCACCACGGGCAGCCUGGAUGUGCCCAUGGCUGUAGCGAUCCUCAAAGAGGUGGAAUCCCCCUAUGAUGUCCACGAUUAUAUUCGUUCUUGCCUGGGGGACACGCUGGAAGCCAAAGAAUUUGCCAAACAAUUCCUGGAACGGAGGGCUAAACAGAAAGCCAGCCAACAACGGCAACAGCAGCAGGAGGCGUGGUUGAGCAGCGGCUCUCUGCAGGCCGCCUUUCAGACCAACCACAGCACCAAACUUGGCCCUGGGGAGGGCAGCAAGGCCAAGCGGAGGGCACUAAUGCUACACUCGGACCCUAGCAUCUUGGCUAAAGAGACUUUGAGCCUGGAGAGGCCUUAA
Molecule: messenger RNA, 3078 nt
Organism: Pipistrellus nathusii (Nathusius's pipistrelle)
Lineage: Eukaryota; Metazoa; Chordata; Mammalia; Chiroptera; Vespertilionidae
Source: the annotation of a GenBank genome assembly